Molecule: messenger RNA, 1181 nt
Organism: Folsomia candida
Lineage: Eukaryota; Metazoa; Arthropoda; Collembola; Entomobryomorpha; Isotomidae
Gene: Trmt61
Product: tRNA (adenine(58)-N(1))-methyltransferase catalytic subunit TRMT61A
Exons: 6
Coding region: 137-1087 (316 amino acids)
Biological process (GO): tRNA methylation
Cellular component (GO): tRNA (m1A) methyltransferase complex; nucleus
Source: RefSeq, a predicted model, not a curated record
CUUACUGCCAAAAUCCAAUACAGUCAGUUGUCAACUGAACCCACUUUGAAAAGCACGUGUUCUGUCUUUAUUUAAUUGACCCAAACUUAAACCCUUCAACGUUAUUACUCGGUGAACCUUUGCCCAGGAUAAAAAGAUGAGUUUCUUUUCGCCAAAGGAGCUGGUGGAGGAGGGUGACCUGGUCAUCCUCUAUCUCUCGGUCAACUCCCAGUAUCCACUUCAGGUUCGGAAAACAAUUAAGAAUCGCAACGGGCAAUGGGUGGAGAACAAGUUUCAGUCAAUUUAUGGUAUUUUGGACGUCUAUUCUUUGGUGGGUAAACGGUACGGGGAAAAGAUUCACCUCCCCAAAGGUUGGGGUUAUAUCCUCCGACCAAGUUGUGAACUUUGGACGAAGAAUGUUCCACAUCGAACACAAAUCAUCUACACGCCAGAUAUCUCAAUGAUUAUAAUGGGGUUGGGAUUAAUUCCUGGGAGUACAGUGGUCGAAGCGGGUACUGGAAGCGGUUCUCUGUCCCACGCCAUCAUUCGAGCUGUUCAUCCUACUGGGCAUUUGUACACUUUUGACUUUCACGAAAAAAGAGCUGAUGCUGCUAGGGUGGAAUUUAAGGAUCACGGACUGAGUGACUGUGUGACGGUGGGGCAUCGGGAUGCGGUGUCUGACGGAUUUGCAGAUGUCAUCCCAUGCAAAGUGGACGCCGUAUUUUUGGACCUUCCAAUCCCUUGGGACGUGGUCCCUCAUGUUCAAAAAGUUUUAAAACGAGGUGGAAAACUUUGCACCUUUUCUCCAUGCAUUGAGCAAGUGCAGAAGACCGUGGAGGCUCUGAAGGCGAGUGAGGACUUUAUUCAGAUUAAGAGCAUGGAGGUGUUGCAACGACCCAUGUCGAUACAAACAAAGACAUUGAUGUCCAUUGAUUUUAAUGAUGAGAGUGGCUGUGAGCCUGCGGAAGAUGGGUCGACAAAGAAACUGGCACCAGUAAAAAAAGAUGCAAAUAAGUUUCGCACGCUUUGUACCACCCAAACUAUUCAGGGUCACACGGGUUAUCUUACAUUUUCAACCUUUGUUCCAGCAGCGGAUAAAUCUUCCUAAAUACUUUGUUUGUAAUACCAUUUUGUUACAAUUAUUAACUAUUUAUUUGUCAAUAAAAAGAUUGACAGUAAAGCUUACUGUCUGCUAAAAUGAA